AUGGCACCAUCACAACAACUUCCUAAAAACUGGCCCCCUCAUAUUCCCUACCUCACAACCCCCACCUACUGCCCAACAAUAACCCCUUCCCACCUAAAACUUCUCCGCACACCUCCCACCGACUCCCUCCCCAUCCCCCCCUCACACUCUAAAGGACCGUGUCCCCUCGUCAAAAUCACACCUAUCAAUGAUCCCUCCCACCCCGCCAAUGGACAAAGCGGAUUAUUCGCGAGCCGCGACUUGAAAGCUGGAACACUUAUCUUGCAAUAUAUUGGGGAAGUACAUGGGGCGAUUGAUAUGAAUGGGGCGGAUGAGAGGUUGAGGAGGGAGGCGAAGAGGCAUGAGGAGAGCGAUUAUGAUUUGAGUUUGGAUAGGGAGGGGGGAGUGGGGGUGGAUGCUCAGGGGAGGGGGAAUGAGGCGAGGUUUGUUAAUGAUUUUAGGGGGGUGCUAGGGGGCAGGGUUAAUGCGGAGUUUAGGGAGGUGUGGGAUGGGGGGAGGGGGGAGAGGGGAAUGGGGGUUUGGGUUUUGGGGGAGAAGGAUGGGAAGGGGAAGGGGAAGAAGGUGGGGGAGGGGAUGGGGAAGGGAAAGGGAGAGGGAAAGGGAAAUGGGAGUGCGGGAGGGAAGUGGAAGGGGAUUAGGAAGGGAGAGGAGAUCUUGGUUAGUUAUGGGAGGGGUUUUUGGGGAGCAAGAAAGGGGGAAGAUGAGUGGGCGGAGACUGUGGAUGAGAGAGAGACAUUGGAGGUCUGA
Sclerotinia borealis F-4128 is the source of this 747-nucleotide messenger RNA. Lineage: Eukaryota; Fungi; Ascomycota; Leotiomycetes; Helotiales; Sclerotiniaceae. The record is from the annotation of a GenBank genome assembly.